Dissoconium aciculare CBS 342.82 is the source of this 2919-nucleotide messenger RNA. RefSeq lists its product as uncharacterized. Bases 125 to 2632 code for a protein of 835 amino acids. The record is from RefSeq and is a predicted model, not a curated record. Gene Ontology annotation, biological process: meiotic chromosome segregation. Gene Ontology annotation, cellular component: nucleus; chromosome, centromeric region. NCBI's taxonomy places the organism in Eukaryota, Fungi, Ascomycota, Dothideomycetes, Mycosphaerellales, Dissoconiaceae. The transcript has 2 exons.
GAACACUAUCGCUAUCACAACGAGGCAGACAAGCUAUCAUUGCACCUCACAAGCCGGACAUAUCUACAACGGCAAUACUACAACGUCAAUCAAAUCACGGAAUUCGAAUUGAACACAUUCAUGUAUGGCGCGCUUAAAUGAGCCGCCUAUCGCACCUGCUCCAAACCCGCUUCUGGCAGCGACGAUUGGAGCAGAGAGCGUUGAUGCUUUAAAACGCCGCUUCACCAGACAGAACCGCGACCUCGCUCGAGCCAAUUCAACACAAGCAUUACACAUCCAAAAUCUCAAACAUGAAGUGGAAAAGUUGGUAGCACAGAAUCAGGAUCUGAAGGAAUUGGUUUUGCGCCUACAGGGCGAGCUUGGAACUUCACGAGCGCAAGCUUCGAGCGUGAGGACGAAGAUAGCGGAAUUGAAUGGACUCAUGGCAAGCUUGUAUGCGCAAGAGGAGGAUGGAGAGCUACUUUCAAGCCAGGUCAUAAUGAGCCCGACUCCAAGGCAAUUCCGCGAACGACAACCUUUGGCGGAACUCAUGCAAGAGACACAGAUGCCGACCAUCGCGGAGCACAAGUCGUUUCCUAGGAGGACACUGAAUGCCGAAGAUGCUUAUGCGCUGAGACUAUCGGAGCAUAGCAGUAACGGAAGCCCUGACCUAGGACCUCCACCCGUAGCACAUUUCGAUGGAUUGGAGCCUAUCACUUACAGUGCAGAACGCGGACCAUCGACUUCGGAGACGAAUGAAGCACUUAAGAAGUCCGACGAUGAGCUGCUUCUGGCGAGCGUGGAGACGAGACGAAAGAGGAAAGAUGGCCCAUCAAAAUUGGAAAUGCGACGGUCUUCCAUCUUGGCCUUGUCACCUGCAAAAAAUGAGCCAGACGCUUCAAAUACAAUGCUUCGUACAGGCGCAAAACGAAAGCUUGCCGAUCGUGAAGCAGAGAAACCCGCGCCGUCACUCGGCCAGGACGACUUCACUUUCUCCCGUCGAUCACCACUCGAAGACGUUCCAACAGAUGAAGCUGCCGCCGUGAACACAUCAUGGCCGGAAUCGAUGGCUGCUUCUCCUCCCAGACCUGCCAGGAGAGCCUUGAGCGACAAAAGCGUCAACAUCUCUCCACGCAAGAAUGCAGUAGUGAGGUCCGAUAAGCCAACGAAGGACCGUUUAUCAGAGGCACCAGAGGCGAAGAAAGGCCGAGGAGAGAAUGCUGCCUCAACUCGCAGAAGCCGUGGGUCUACGACUUCUCAACAGUCAAGCCCACCUCGAGUCCACUCGAAGCCUGCUCUACCAUCCCCGCCUGCAGAGGACAUCGUGCCGCCAUCAGUCCACGACAUCAUUCUUGAUGACGUGGAACUGAACGACAUAGCGACUUCUCUUCCACCCAAGACCCCCGCAGCUCCCAAUCUCGAUGUCUUCUCUCCGCCCUCUUCUCAAUCACUAUCAUAUCCCAACACUGGAUCGCGAGCAUCACGAGACACGCCGCCACCCGCCGAAGCAGGAACAAGCCGUGCGACCGAUGAUGCUGCCGCCAAUGCUGCAUCCCGUCCCUCUCGUCGUGCCCGAAAUGUGGCGGUCAAUUACGCAGAGCCCAGUCUCGUAGCCAAGAUGCGAAGACCAGGCAAGGAGAUGGUCGACGCCAUCAGCGGUCUCCAAGAUCCACGCUGUGUUAUGAGCUCAGCGUCUGGUGAAGGACGAAAGAGCGUUGGUGGGACAGUGAUGAGCUCGACGAGUGCUUCCGGGACGCCCGCGGCCAAUGUCACUUCAGCCUCAGCAUCGACUUCGAUGGCAGGGGCGUCAAGGAGGACAGUCGUCAUUAAGACGGAGCCUGUCGAAGAAGACGGCCGUGAUAUCUACAAUCCCGGCAGCCCGCUCAACUCAAAGAGCGCAUCGACUUUUGCGCCACCGUCACUGUCAGAGACACGAAGUUCUGAGGCACCUGCAUCGAAGAAGACGAGCAGUGCUACCUCAACAGGACGUCGACGGCGCGACUCAACGCAAGCCGGGGUGAAACCCGCCGCUGCCACGUUCACCGACGACGACGAAGACGAGAUCGAGGAGGUCAUUUCCCUGCACCAACAACCCCGCUUACGAACGGUCAAAAUCCCAUCAUCAUCAUCAUCAUCAGGGAGCCGCAACAGCACGAAGCCCACCUCCUCCUCAACAACAACGGCCUCGCUCUCCAACGCAGAAGAAGCCGCAGCAGCCCACAAACGCGCCGAAGAAAUCGACCUCUACGAUUUCAAAGAAACGUCAUCAGCCUCCUACUCUUCCCCUGCCGAAUCGAGUUCGCUAGCAGGGAGCAAAGUCAGCCACAGUGGCGAUGGCGAUCAUAGCUCUUAUCAAUCCCAACGCUCUUCUUCUUCUUCCUCUUCGACGGCGGCACUAGCGGCACUAGCGGCACGGACGAUGACGAAACAGCGCCGGCACUCUUCUGUGCCGAAGGAUCUGAACUCCUCCGUCGCUGCUGCUACUGCUCCUCCGAGUCAUUAUGCUAGUGGUGGUGGAGGUGCUGGGUCAUUGAGUGGGGAGGUCAUGAACACUGCGAAGAGUGGCGAUGACGGGAUGGCGGCGAUAGUGGGGCAUGGAGUUGUUGGGAGAGCGGAGAGGGUGGCGGCGAGGAGGAGGAGUAUGAUGAUUUGAUCCUUAUUGUUUGUUAUGAUGAUGAUUAUUCUUCUGCUAGCUACAUCGAAUCGAGCUGCGCAGGUGGCGAAGAUCACGAAGCCUCUUUUUCUUUCCCAAGUCAGAAUUUUUAGUUGACUAUUUUCUCCACUUCUCUGUUUGAUGAUGAAGUAAAAUAUUAAAUUCUCAAUCGAUAGUGAAAAGUACUGCACGUCGUUUCUCUACUACGAUAUGAAUCGCACUACCCACGGCAUUGUAGUUUUGGCGGUGACGAUAACGAGUAGAUAUUUCGUGAACCCAACAUCAGA